AUGGGCUCUAUCCCAAACCCACCACGAUAUGAUGCCAUCAUCGUCGGCAGUGGCUUUGGAGGCUUGCACACGCUUCACGAAAUGCGAAAGCAGAACCUUAAAUGUCUAGUUAUCGAUGAAGGUUCGGACAUGGGUGGAGUAUGGCAUUGGAACUGUUAUCCUGGUGCUCGGGUUGACACCAAAGUUCCUUUGUAUGAAUUCUCCGAUGAGAAUUUGUGGCGAGAUUGGGUGUGGACGGAGAAAUAUCCUGGAUCGGAUGAGAUCCGCCGGUACUUCAAACACGUCGAAUCUAAGCUGCAUUUGAAGAAGAACAUCCUAUUCAACACUCGUGUAGUCGCUGCCAAUUACGACGACGAUAUUAGUCAGUGGACUGUCACUACAAACGAUGAACAAAAGCGCACAGCUCGUUAUUUCAUUCUCGCAACCGGGUUCGCCGCAAAGGCGUUGAUUCCCUCUUUCAAAAAUUUGGAGACAUUUGCAGGCCCUUAUUUUCACACUUCACGGUGGCCACAGGAAGGAAUAAACUGCAGUGGCAAGCGAGUCGGCAUUGUUGGUAACGGAUCAAGUGGGCUACAGGUUAUACAAGAGCUCGGCCCUAUGGUCGAACAUAUGUCAGUUUUUCAGCGCAGUCCUACAUAUGCACUCCCCAUGCGACAGCGCCCAUUGUCUGUUGAAGAGCAGGACAAGUGUCGAUACGAAGCAAUUUACGAGCUUCGCAAACAUACAUUUGCUGGUCUCGAUACUGAAUUCAGCGUUUUGCCCGCCACUUCUGGGGGGCUCUCAUUCUGGCUGGGGACCUACCGUGACGUUAUCAUGGACAAGGAUAUCAACAAGGAGGCUUACGAAUUUUGGCGAAAGAAAGUCUUGCCUCGUAUCAAGGACCCGAAAAAUGCCGAGCUGCUAGCACCGGAGGAGCCUCCGUACUAUUUCGGCACAAAGAGAGCAACCCUGGAGCAGCGUUACUACGAAGUUUACAACCAAGAAAACAUUGACCUUGUCGACGCCAAGAAUAACCCAAUAGUUGAUGUGCAACCGAAUGGUGUUCUCACCGCAGACGGAAAAUUCCAUGAACUCGAUGUUCUCAUUCUGGCGACUGGAUUCGAUUCGGUGACAGGUGGUAUUCUUAAUAUUGACAUUCGCGGCCGUGGCGGUGCUUCUCUGCGGGAAAAAUGGAAGAAGGGCACCUGGACCCAUCUCGGACUAAUGACAUCUGGAUUCCCCAAUAUGUUCUUUCUCUACGGACCCCAGGGGCCAACUUCAUUCUGCAAUGGCCCUACAUGCGCCGAAGUUCAGGGUAACUGGAUCGUGCAAACCAUCAAGUACCUUCGAUCGCAUGGUAAUCACGAGAUUGAGCCAACCGCAGAAGCCGAGGAAAAAUGGAGAGAACUCGUCAAUCAAAUUGGGGAUGCCACCUUGCUGCCGGCAACGAAGUCGGAGUAUAUGGGUACCAAUGUUCCCGGAAAACCGAAGGAGAUGCUCAACUACCUAGGAGGCUUAACUGAGUACAUCAAGAAUAUCUCAAGCGCAAUAACUUCGGGGUAUUCUGAGUUUUCUAUCAUUUAG
Messenger RNA from Penicillium waksmanii, 1563 nucleotides. RefSeq names its product flavin-containing monooxygenase. Lineage: Eukaryota; Fungi; Ascomycota; Eurotiomycetes; Eurotiales; Aspergillaceae. The coding region runs from base 1 to 1563 and encodes 520 amino acids. The transcript has 2 exons. The record is from RefSeq and is a predicted model, not a curated record. Gene Ontology annotation, molecular function: NADP binding; N,N-dimethylaniline monooxygenase activity; flavin adenine dinucleotide binding.